AUGGCUGGUUUUCCAAGAACAUGUUACAAGUGUGGUUUAGCAGGUCACAAGGCUGAAGAUUGUGAUCAAGCUGAAAGAUUAUGUUAUAACUGUAAGCAACCAAACCACGAAACCAAGGACUGUCCUUUGCCAAAGCAAAACACUGAGAAACAAUGUUACAACUGUAAGGAAAUUGGUCAUGUCCAAUCCGAAUGUCCAUUACCAGUUAGAAACAACCAAAAGUGUUUCACUUGUGGUAAGUUUGGUCACGUUGCUAGGGACUGUCGUGCAUCUACCAAGGUCUCUUGUUACAGAUGUGGUGGUGCAAACCAUUUCGCAAAGGAUUGCCAAGCUUCCGGUCCAAAAUGUUACACCUGUGGUUUAACUGGUCACAUUUCAAAGGACUGUACUGCUGCACCUUCUGCAUCAUCUGCAAAGACUUGUUACAACUGUAACCAAGAAGGUCACAUCUCCAGAGAAUGUCCAUCUGCUUAA
This is a messenger RNA of Pichia kudriavzevii, 474 nucleotides long. RefSeq lists its product as uncharacterized. Gene Ontology annotation, molecular function: zinc ion binding; mRNA binding; single-stranded RNA binding. NCBI's taxonomy places the organism in Eukaryota, Fungi, Ascomycota, Pichiomycetes, Pichiales, Pichiaceae. The record is from RefSeq and is a predicted model, not a curated record. Gene Ontology annotation, cellular component: cytoplasm. The transcript has a single exon. The coding region runs from base 1 to 474 and encodes 157 amino acids. Gene Ontology annotation, biological process: positive regulation of cytoplasmic translation.